Molecule: messenger RNA, 1939 nt
Organism: Camponotus floridanus (Florida carpenter ant)
Lineage: Eukaryota; Metazoa; Arthropoda; Insecta; Hymenoptera; Formicidae
Product: cytochrome P450 6a2
Exons: 7
Coding region: 77-1597 (506 amino acids)
Molecular function (GO): heme binding; iron ion binding; monooxygenase activity
Source: RefSeq, a predicted model, not a curated record
CUUAAUUUUUAUCUAUUAACAUAAAGAACUAAAUUCUGUGAUCUGUGGCAUCAUAAUAUAUAAGACGAAAAUUAAGAUGUUAUUCGCGGAAUUAAUUGGGAUUUUCAGCGUUGCUUUGAUUAUUGCGUAUACUUAUUAUAAGUAUGUGUUAUUCAAUUACUGGCGCAAAAGAAAUAUCUUUUAUAUUGAACCUGUUGUGCCAAUUGGUAAUAUUGGAGCCGUAGUGACUAAAAAAAGAACAAUGGGCGAAUUUUUCUGUGAUGUCUACAUGAAAUAUAAGGAACAUCGUGCCUUUGGAAUAUACGUAUUUUUCAAGCCAAAUCUGAUAAUUACUGAUCCUGAUCUUAUUCGAAUGGUACUGACAAAGGAAUUCAAGAAUUUUCAUGAUCGCGGAGUGUUUUGCAACGAGAAGAUUGAUCCACUGACCGGUAAUUUGUUUUCACUGCCUGGGAAGAAGUGGCGGAAUUUGCGCAUCAAGUUGACACCCACUUUUACUUCAGGAAAAAUAAAGCAAAUGUUUACGAUUAUGAAAAUGUGCGGCGAUGAAUUUGUGAAAAAUUUAGAAAAUGUGGCUCAAACAGGAGAUUCAAUCGAGAUAAAAGAUUGGUUUGGAAGAUAUACAACGGAUAUAAUUAUGUCAACAGUUUUUGGAGUCAAAUCCGAUUGCAUAGAGAAAGAGGAUAGUGAGUUUCGAUAUUGGGGAAAAAAGAUCUUCGAAACGCACACCUUUUGGAUCACUUUAGCUUUUCUCAUGCCUCAAAUUUUGAAUUUCUUUUCCAUUCGUUUUUUUGACCGAAAUAUAGAAGAGUUUUUUAUGAAAAUUUUUCGAGAGAAUGUGGAAUAUAGACAACGUCAUAAUAUCAUCAAGCAUGAUUUUAUGAAUCUGCUCAUACAACUUAUGGAGAAGGGUUAUAUUGAAUCCGAUGAUAUGAGAGAUAUCGAUAAAUCUUCUACCAUCAACAGGCUUACUUUGUCAGAAGCGGUUGCGCAAGCUUUCGUCUUUUUCGCUGCUGGCUUUGAAACUACUUCGACAACAAUAACAUUUUGUUUAUACGAAUUAGCUCAACACCAACACUUGCAGGACGAACUUCGCAAUGAAAUCGAUAAAAUAUUAAAAAAUCAUGACGAAUUGACUUAUAAUGCUGUGAACGAAAUGACAUAUCUUCACAAAGUAAUAAACGAAACAAUGAGGAAAUAUCCGCCUGUAACUACUUUGCAUCGCAUCUGUACCGAAGAAAUAGAUCUUCCAACAACAAAUAUUCAUGUUCCAAAAGACACAUCAAUCACUAUACCGAUAUUCGGAUUACAUCGAGAUCCAUCGAUAUAUCCAGAUCCUGAUAGAUUUGAUCCUGAACGAUUUAACGAGGAUAAAAUAGCAGCUAGACAUCCUUUCACUUAUUUACCAUUUGGAGAAGGACCACGAAUUUGUAUCGGUUCAAAAUUUGGCUAUAUGCAAACCAAGAUUGGACUUGUUAGUCUCCUGUCGAAAUUCAAAUUCAUACUUGAUCCCCGAACUAUGAUCCCAUUAACUUAUGAUCCGAAUAACAUGAUACUUACGCCCAAAGAAGGUGUAUACCUUACUAUAAAGCCGCUAUAAAAAAUAAUAUAUAAGCACUCUUGAAUAUAUUUAAAUUUACUUCCAAAAAUGUUAUAUAUAUCUCAUACAACAUAAAAGCUUGCAAUAACAUUGCUGCAAUGUUACAGCAUUACUCAUUGCAUUAAAAUGUAAUAAAAAUAUUGCAAAGAGAUUAUUUAACAUUAUUAUUUCAGUACUGAAAUAAUGUGCAAAAACAUUUUUAAAUAAUAAAAAUGUAUAAUAGUGUAUGACAUAUAUGUUUCUUCGCUUGCAACUACGCAACGACAAACUUAACUAACUCGUAUUUAAAUUUUCAUCAGAAAAUGGGUAAAAAUAAAACCUCCAAAGGACAGACUAAUAUAA